Colletotrichum gloeosporioides is the source of this 2316-nucleotide messenger RNA. RefSeq names its product Rho GTPase-activating protein 27. The transcript is spliced from 5 exons. The record is from RefSeq and is a predicted model, not a curated record. Lineage: Eukaryota; Fungi; Ascomycota; Sordariomycetes; Glomerellales; Glomerellaceae. Bases 1 to 2316 code for a protein of 771 amino acids. Gene Ontology annotation, biological process: regulation of GTPase activity; signal transduction. Gene Ontology annotation, cellular component: cytoplasm.
AUGGCCGACGUCCGCUCCCCCUCCGACGACAACCUGCCUGCAACCAACGAAGAGCAGCGCGAUAGGACGAGCAGCAUGUCGCUUGGAAACACAGAAACACCACCACAGAAUGGCGCAAAUGGCCCCGCGAACGGCGCCUCCGCCGCCGCCAGUGCCGAGACACCCUCGGCGCCCAACCCAGAAAUCUCGCGCCAGGUCCAAGAAGUCCUGUCGUCCGAUAUUGGCGUGUCAACCAUGUUGAACCAACUCAAGGCGAGCAUCGCGUCUGCAAAGGAAUUCGCCCUCUUCCUCAAGAAGCGAUCACACAUCGAAGAAACACACGCGUCCGCGAUGAAGAAACUGUCCCGCAUGAGCCAGGAGACCAUGCACCAGCCCGAACACAAGCAAGGCUCCUUUGCCCAGGCUUACACCGAAAUGAUGUACAUCCACGAGCGCAUGGCCGAGAACGGCAUCCAGUUUGCCGUUUCACUGCACCAAAUGCACGACGACCUUAUCGAGAUGGCCGCCAUGGCCGAGCGCAGCCGGAAAGGAUGGAAGGCGAACGGCUUGGCGGCGGAGCAUCGCGUGGCAGACCUCGAGGCCGCUAUGCGCAAGUCAAAGGCCAAGUACGACAGUCUGGCAGAGGAGUACGACCGCGCCCGCACCGGCGACACCAGCAGGAACAGCGGAAAGAUGUUCAGUUUGAAGGCAAAGUCGGGACCGCAACACGAGGAGGACCUGUUGAGAAAGGCACAAGCCGCCGACCAGGACUACCAGGCCAAGGUUCAAACAUUGCAGAGCGAGAAGGCCGAGUUGAUUGCGAGGACAAGACCCGAGGCUAUUGCUGCGCUCCAGGACCUGGUUAGGGACACAGAUGCCGGACUGGCACUUCAGAUGCAGAAAUUCGCGUCCUUCAGCGAGAAGCUCCUCUUGAGCAACGGCCUUAGUAUUAGCCCAAUCAAGGGACAGGGUUCUGGGGGAGGACCGCGCAGCCUCCGCGAGGCCGUCAUGGCCAUCAACAACGAGAAGGACCUGAGCGACGUUCUGAUGAGCCACCACUCCAAGCUACCGACGAACAACGAGAUCAAGUACGAGAAGAAUCCCAUCUUGGCGACACCUCGCAAUCCCAAUAUGAGCCACCAACCAAACGCCUCGGUCUCCAACGUGCCAAAGAUGACGCCGAGCGGUCCGCCGCCUGCGCAGAACCAGCAGCAGCAAAUGCCGCCUCCCGCCAGGCCAAACAACUUUCAACCGCCCGCCGAGUCCCCGUCGAGCUUCCAACCGCCUAGCAUGCCGGCAGCUCAACAGCAGCGUCCCUCGUCUCAGCAGCAGUCCGCCCCUCAGCCGCAGCAGCAUGGGCGUAGCUUCAGCACCAGCAACAUGCUGAACCAGCAGCCCAGCCAGCAGCAGCAAUUCCAGGCCAACCGCAACUCUGGAGUUCUGCAAUCGCGGUACAAUGGCGGUGGCAGCACCGUUGCUUCUCAGGGCCCGCCACAGCUUGGGGCUCUGCCCUUCCAGACUUCGCAGAGUCAAACGCCCCCUCCACAGCAGCAGCCCACCCCGCCAGCUCAGAGCCAGUACCAGCAGCCACCUCAGCAGCGGCAGCAGGGUAACCCCUUGCAGCAACACCCUGCCCAAGGGCCGCCUACCGGAGCUCCUCAAUACCAAGCGUACAACAGGCAGUCUCCUCCUCUUGCCGGCAACAACUCGGCACCAACGCCCAACCCCGCGAGGCCCGUAUUCGGGCUCACCUUGUCUCGCCUGUAUGAGCGGGAUGGUCUGCCCGUGCCUAUGGUCGUCUAUCAGUGUAUCCAAGCAGUGGACCUCUACGGCCUUGGCGUUGAGGGUAUCUACCGCCAGUCUGGUUCGUUGACGCACAUCAACAAGCUCAAGACCAUGUUCGAUACCGACUCCAGCAACCCUGCGCUUGAUUUCAGGAAUCCGGAAAACUUUUACCACGACGUCAAUAGUGUUACGGGCCUGUUGAAGCAGUUCUGCCGCGAUCUCCCUGACCCGUUGCUUACUACAGAGCAUCACAGCGAGUUGAUUGAGGCAGCCAAACACGAUGAUGACAUUGUCCGCCGCGACUCGCUGCACGCAAUCAUCAACAGCCUUCCCGACCCCAACUACGCCACCCUGCGCUCUCUCACCCUCCACCUGCACCGCGUCAUGGACAAUUCCCACGUCAACCGCAUGAACUCGCACAACCUUGCCGUCAUCUUCGGUCCCACUGUCAUGGGCACCGACCCGAGCACGAGUAUUGCCGACGCGGGCUGGCAGAUCAAGGUCGUCGACACGAUUCUGCAGAACUGCUACGAGAUCUUCGACGACGAGUAG